UCAGCUGUCAAUUCUUCCCAUAGGAGUGAAGGAGUGUCAUCAGACCACUAUUUUUAGGAUAAUCGCUGCCAUUCUGCACCUGGGGAAUUUGGACAUCCAUGCAGAACGGGAUGGCGAUGCCAGUUACAUAUCGAGCCAGGACGAGCACUUGAUCAAGUUCUGCAGCCUGCUGGGCACGGAGCAGAGCCAGAUGCAGCACUGGCUGUGCCAUCGCAAGCUGGUCACCGCGGCCGAGACCUACGUGAAGGUCAUGUCAGUGCAGCAAGUGGUGAAUGCCAGAAACGCCCUGGCCAAGCACAUCUAUGCCCAGCUCUUCAGCUGGAUCGUGCAGCACAUCAACAAGGUCCUGCACACCACCGUGAAGCAGCAUUCCUUCAUCGGUGUGCUCGAUAUCUACGGGUUUGAAACUUUUGAAGUGAAUAGCUUUGAACAGUUUUGUAUCAACUACGCCAACGAGAAGCUUCAGCAGCAGUUCACCUUGCACGUCUUUAAGCUGGAACAAGAUGAGUACAUGAAGGAGGGGAUCCCUUGGACUCUCAUCGACUUCUGUGAUAACCAGCCCUGCAUAGACCUCAUCGAGGCAAAACUUGGCAUCUUGGACCUGCUGGAUGAAGAGUGCAAGGUUCCCAAAGGCACCGACCAGAACUGGACGCAGAAGCUGUACAGCCGGCACGGCGGGAGCCAGCACUUCCAGAAGCCCCGCAUAUCCAAUGACUCCUUCAUCAUCCUGCACUUCGCUGAUAGGGUGGAAUACCAGAGUGAGGGAUUUUUGGAGAAGAACAGGGACACUGUGUACGAGGAACAGAUCAAUGUCCUGAAAGCCAGCAAGUGUCAAAUGGUAGCAGACUUAUUCCAAGAUGAGAAGGAUACGGCACCUGCUGCUUCCAAGGGCAAGGGAACAUCCAAAAUCAGCGUCCGUUCUGCUACACCAGCCGUCAAAGCUGCCAAUAAGGAGCACAAGAAGACGGUGGGACACCAGUUCCGCAACUCACUGUAUUUGCUGAUGGAUACCCUGAACGCCACCACCCCGCACUACGUGCGCUGCAUCAAGCCGAACGACAAGAAGCUCCCUUUUAGUUUUGAUCCGCGUGGAGUGGUGCAGCAGCUGAGAGCCUGCGGAGUGCUGGAGACCAUCCGCAUCAGUGCAGCCGGCUUCCCAUCCAGGUGGACCUACCACGACUUUUUCAACAGGUAUCGUGUUCUUAUGAAUAAGAGAGACCUCUUGAAGAGCAACAAGAAGUGGAUCUGUCAGUCCCUGCUGGAAGGCCUCAUCAAGGAUCCAGACAAGUUCCAUCUCGGACACACCAAGAUCUUCUUCCGUGCAGGCCAGGUGGCCUAUCUGGAGAAACUGCGAGCAGAUAAGUUCAGAGCUGCCACAAUCAUGAUUCAGAAGACGGUGCGGGGCUGGCUGCAGAGGCUCAAGUACCAAAGGCUGAGACGAGCUGCAGUCGUCGUCCAGCGCUACACGCGUGGGCACCUGGCACGGAGGCUUUCCAAGCACCUGAGGAGGACGAGAGCUGCCAUCGUCUUCCAGAAGCAGUACCGAAUGCUGCGGACCUUCCAAGCUUUCCAGAGGGUCCGCAAGGCAACCAUCACCAUCCAGGCUUUUGCUCGGGGCAUGGUUGUCAGGAAGAUGUAUCGCAAGAUGCUCAUGGAGCACAAAGCCAUCAUCCUCCAGAAGCACAUCCGGGGCUGGCUGGCCCGCACUCGCUUCCUCCGCAUCAGGAACGCCACCAUCGUCCUGCAGUGCUACUACCGGCGCGCGAAGGCCAGGCAGGAGCUGAAGGCGCUGAAGAUCGAGGCCCGCUCGGUGGAGCACCUGAAGAAGCUCAACAUUGGCAUGGAGAACAAGGUGGUCCAGCUUCAGAGGAAAAUUGAUGAGCAGAACAAGGAAUGCAAACUCCUGAACGAGCAGCUCGUCGUGCUCAAAGCUGCCCAGUUAACUGAGGUGGAAAAGCUGAAGAAGGAACUGGUGCAAUACCAGCAGAACCAGCGGGGUGGUGACAGCCAGCUUGUCAGCCUGCAAGAAGAGAGGGAUGGCCUCCAUCUGGAGCUCAAAAAGGUUCAUGCAGAGAUGAAGGCCAUGGAAUACAGCUAUGUUAAGGAGAAAGACCUCUUGAGAAAGCGUGUAUCCGACUUGGAAAUGGAAAACGCUGUCCUGAAGCAGGAAAAAGAGGAGCUUAACAGCAGUAUUUUGUGUCAAUCUGAAGAUGAAUUUGCACAAAAAACGGCUGAUGAAGUUAUCCAGAUCAAGAAAGAGCUGGAAGAGGAGAGAUCUCGUUAUCAGAACCUGGUAAAAGAGUAUUCGAGGCUGGAGCAGAAAUAUGACAACUUGCAGGAUGAAAUGACUAUUAUAAAGCAAGUACCAGAGCACAAGAGAAACCCAUCCAGCCAGAGCAGUUUGGAGUCUGACUCCAAUUACCCGUCCGUAUCAACCUCCGAGGUUGGAGACACCGAGGAUGUCAUACAACAAGUGGAGGACAUAGGGGCAGAGAAGGCAGCCAUGGACAUGACCCUCUUCCUAAAGCUGCAGAAGCGAGUGAGGGAUCUCGAGCAGGACAGAGAGAAGCUGAAGACCCAGCUAGAGAAAAAGGAACAAGAGAGCAAGAAAUCCCAGGCUGUUGAAAUGGAGACUGAAGAGGCUUCGGACCACCAUGAAGAUUUUGCAUACAACAGCCUGAAGAGGCAAGAGUUGGAGUCGGAGAACAAGAAGCUGAAAAAUGAACUCAAUGAGCUGAGGAAGGCAAUCGCAGACCAAGCAACCGAGAACAACUCAUGCAAUGAUACUCAGGACAGCUACAACCUCUUACUGAACCAGCUGAAAACAGCCAACGAGGAGCUGGAAGUGCGGAAGGAAGAGGUGCUCAUCCUGAGAUCGCAGAUCAUGAAGGCAGCCCAGCAAAAAGAGACGGGGAAGAACAUGGAGAACACCCCCACCAAUGCCAGCUGGCCGAACAGCGACAGGAACGUUGACCGGGAGGACGCGAUCGAAGCCUACCAGGGAAUAUGCGAGGUGAAUCG
Messenger RNA from Mesitornis unicolor (brown roatelo), 3021 nucleotides. RefSeq names its product myosin VB (gene MYO5B). The record is from RefSeq and is a predicted model, not a curated record. Gene Ontology annotation, biological process: vesicle transport along actin filament; actin filament organization. The transcript is spliced from 21 exons. Gene Ontology annotation, cellular component: vesicle; cytoplasm; actin cytoskeleton. The annotation marks the transcript as partial. Gene Ontology annotation, molecular function: actin filament binding; microfilament motor activity; ATP binding. NCBI's taxonomy places the organism in Eukaryota, Metazoa, Chordata, Aves, Mesitornithiformes, Mesitornithidae.